UCAUAAACCAUCCCAGACUGGUGUAGGUGAUAAAACAAUAAAAUAGUUUGACAGUUUUCUUCUGAACUUAGAAAGGAGUGCAAGAUGAGGACCUUUGUUGCUUUAUUCGGAGUUCUCCUCGCCUGCCAGGCGGCUUUGGCUGGUCCCACCGCCAACCCUGGCCCUAACUAUGGAGGAGGCUGGGGAGGCUAUGGAGGCUACGGAUACGGAGGAUAUGGAGUUGCUGAAGUGAUCGCCGAGCCUGUUAUCCCCCUGGGCGGCGGAGUCGUGGAUGUCCGCGGAUACGUCGACAGCUACUUCCCCGGCAGCAGCUACGAGGGUUUCGGCACCUACGGACCCGCCUACGGUGGUCUCGGCUACCCUCUUGAGGUAUACGGAAUCGCACCCUACGGUUACGGUGGUGUCUACGGUGGAGGCUACGGUGGAUGGUAGUUAAUUGUUUUGUAAGUUAUGUAAAUAAAUAUUUUUUUAAACUAA
Macrosteles quadrilineatus (aster leafhopper) is the source of this 477-nucleotide messenger RNA. RefSeq names its product keratin-associated protein 19-2-like. The coding region runs from base 85 to 432 and encodes 115 amino acids. The transcript has 2 exons. NCBI's taxonomy places the organism in Eukaryota, Metazoa, Arthropoda, Insecta, Hemiptera, Cicadellidae. The record is from RefSeq and is a predicted model, not a curated record.